CUUUACGCUCCCUCCCUCAGAGGAACACACAGUCCCACUGGCAUCCAGCCGUCUGCAUGCUGCUUCAUUUCUCCACACACCAGCUCUGGGUGAAAACCUAGAAGGGGUGUUGGAGAAAUUGAAAGGCAUCCAGAGAGGGUCGGCCCAAAAAACAAAAAAAAGCUGAGAAUUCACAGAAUGGGAAAAUCCGAGAGCCAAAUGGAUAUAAUGGAGAAAACAACCAAGUCAAUGAAGCAUCGCUGGACCGUAGUGGAGAUCGGACUGUCCGUUAUCUUACUGCUGAUGAGCUGUGCAUUGGCUGGACUGGUCGUGCUUUACGCUUCAACACUCAGAGAUUAUUCCUUUAGAAAUGGUGCAUCAAAAGGUCUGGAGUAUCGCAGGAACUCAGAUGCCACCAUGUGCACAACCCCUGACUGCGUCACUGCAGCGGCAAGGUUACUGCAGAACAUGGACCAGAGCGUGGACCCGUGCCAGAACUUUUACCAGUACGCAUGCGGAGGCUGGCUGGACAGGCACGUGAUCCCCGAGACCAGCUCACUCCACAGCGUCUUUAACAUCCUGAGGGACGAGCUGGAAAUCGUGCUCAAGGGAGUUCUGGAGACACAAAACGAACGUGACCGGGAAGCCUUCAUGAAAGCCAAAGUGCUCUACAGAUCGUGUAUGAAUGAGAGUGUGAUCGAGCAGCGCAAAUCGCAGCCCCUCCUUAAGCUCAUCGACAGUGUCAGUGACUGGCCUGUAGCCUCCGAGGACUGGAACAACACAGCAGCGGAGUCGUGGAGUCUGGAGCACAUGCUGGCGUCCCUAAACUCUCGUUACAACAAGAAGGUUUUGCUGGAAAUGUCUGUUUGGCCCGACGAUCGAGACUCGAGCCGCCACAUCAUUCACAUCGACCAGCCGUCUCUCGGGAUGCCCUCAAGAGAUUAUUACCUCAACGAUGGAAACUACAAAAAGGUGCGUGAGGCCUACCUGCAGUUUAUGGUUUCCAUGGCGAAAAUAGUACGGGAGGACAGGAACCUCACGCAGGAUGAUGAGCACGUGUGGGAGGAAAUGAUGCAAGUGAUGGAGCUGGAGAGAGACAUCGCUAAUGCGUCGUCUCCGGCUGAGGAACGCAACGACAUCACUGUGCUCUACAACAAAAUGACUCUGAGGGACGUGCAGGAGACCUUCAAGCUUGGUGGUUUUAACUGGACCCACUACAUCCAGGGCAUCGUGGCGAGCGUUAGCAUCACAGUGCAGCCUGACGAGCCGGUCGUGGUCUACUGCUCACCCUACCUCGAGAAGCUCGAAAGCGUGCUGUCUAGACACAACCGCAGGACUGUGCAGAAUUAUCUGGUCUGGAUGCUAAUCAUGGAGCAAGUCAGCAGCUUGAGUAGACGCAUGAAGGACGUCCGAGCACACUACAGAAAGACUUUACAUGGCACCACGGUGGAGGAAGCUCGCUGGAGGGAAUGUGUGCGUUACGUCCAGAACACCAUGGAGAACGCGAUCGGGGCUCUGUACAUACGCGAGACGUUUGCUGGAGAAAGCAAGCGCAUGGUUGGUCAAUUGAUCAGAAAGAUUCAGGAUUCUUACGUGGAAACACUGGAAGAGUUAAACUGGAUGGACGACGAGUCAAAAGAGAAAGCAAGGGAGAAGGCGAUGUCGAUCUCUGAGCAAAUUGGCUAUCCAGAUUAUAUCCUUGAGGAGGAGAACGGGAAGCUGGAUCAGGAGUACAACCACCUGAUGUUCGGUGAAGAGAGCUACUUUGAGAAUGUUCUUGAGAACCUUCGAGCAACCGCUCAGAAAACUCACAAGAAGCUUCGAGAACCUGUGGAUCCAGAACUGUGGAUCAUCGGUGCGGCUGAAGUCAACGCUUUUUACUCUCACAACAGGAAUCAGAUCGUGUUUCCUGCUGGAAUUUUACAGCCUCCUUUCUUCAGUGAGAAGCAGCUUCAGGCCUUAAACUUUGGAGGAAUCGGAAUGGUUAUAGGACAUGAAAUCACUCAUGGCUUCGACGAUCAUGGUCGCAACUUUGACAAAGACGGAAACAUGUACAACUGGUGGAGCAACUUCUCCACGGAGCAGUUUGAGGAACAGUCCAAAUGCAUGGUGCAGCAGUACGGCAAAUUCAGCUGGAAGCUUGCAGGAGGACAAAAUGUGAGUGGCAUCACCACUUUGGGGGAGAACAUUGCCGAUAAUGGAGGGGUUCGGCAAGCGUAUAAGGCGUACAUGAAGUGGGUGGAGAGGGAAGGUGAGGAGCCACGUCUUCCAGGUUUGGACAUGGACCAUAAGCAGCUCUUCUUCCUCAACUUUGCCCAGGUGUGGUGUGGAGCCUGUCGCCCUGAAUAUGCCAUCCAGUCCAUCAAGACCGACCCCCACAGUCCGCUGGAGUACAGGGUUUUGGGCUCCCUGCAGAAUUUUGAAGCCUUUUCAGAGGCGUUCCAGUGCCAGAAAGGAACUCCGAUGAACCCGCAGGAGAAGUGCAGAGUGUGGUAGUCUGAGCGGAUCAUACAGGCUUCAUUAUCCCCACCAAGGCGGCAAUAUAUAUAAUUAUAUAUGU
Molecule: messenger RNA, 2539 nt
Organism: Tachysurus fulvidraco (yellow catfish)
Lineage: Eukaryota; Metazoa; Chordata; Actinopteri; Siluriformes; Bagridae
Gene: mmel1
Product: membrane metallo-endopeptidase-like 1
Exons: 23
Coding region: 178-2475 (765 amino acids)
Biological process (GO): protein processing
Cellular component (GO): plasma membrane
Molecular function (GO): metalloendopeptidase activity
Source: RefSeq, a predicted model, not a curated record